Messenger RNA from Phasianus colchicus (ring-necked pheasant), 5376 nucleotides. It is a transcript of the gene RRAGD, whose product is annotated as Ras related GTP binding D. NCBI's taxonomy places the organism in Eukaryota, Metazoa, Chordata, Aves, Galliformes, Phasianidae. The record is from RefSeq and is a predicted model, not a curated record. Gene Ontology annotation, cellular component: Gtr1-Gtr2 GTPase complex; lysosome; nucleus. Gene Ontology annotation, biological process: negative regulation of autophagy; cellular response to starvation; positive regulation of TORC1 signaling. Gene Ontology annotation, molecular function: GTP binding; GTPase activity.
CUCCCUCCUCCCGGUGCCCUCGCGGUGUGCCAGUGCGGAGACGGGGAGGGCGGCGAGUCGCUCGGCAGCCAUACCUGGUGUGGGCUGGGCAGGUCGGAGAGAGAAGCGUGAGGCCGGGCUGGUACGGAGCCAGAGCCUGGACGCGGUCUUGAGGUGCUCUCCUGAACACAGGCUCUUCUGCAAAGGUUGUGUGGAGGUGAAGGAGCACAAGUCCUGCCAGAGCACCGAACUCAGAUGGGCCAGCUGCUCUUCUCCCAGCCGGCAGGCUUCCAGGGCUGGGCUGCAGUCUGAGAGCCCAUGGGAGAGCUUGCUGCACCAGAGCACCGCGUCACCCAGCCUUCUCUUCACUGCAGGGCCCUUUGGUGCACCUCAGCCAUAUGUCUGUGUGGGCAUUUAUGUGUGUAAAUUCACAAACUGGCAGGAAGGUGAGUUAGACAGGAACAUCUUUGAACAGAGCAGGAGAAAGGGGUUGGUGUGAGUAGUAUAACAGUAUAACAAAGCAUAACAGAGGAGGGAUCCAAAGAAAGAGAAAACAGAGCAACACAGUUCCUAAUGCAGAGAUACUGUGGGCAUUUUGGUGCAAAGUCCUCUGCCAGAAGGCAUUCUUGGGAUGAUGGCCUGAAUGAAGCAAAUAUCGAAGUAUCACAGGCACCAAAACUUGCAACGAAUAUAUGCUUGUGAAUGGUUUGUACCAAUCCCAACAUAAUGCCCCCAUCUAAUACAUUUGUCAUGAAACAGUUAUGAUGGUAUUCAUAUUUUGUGCCAGUACUCACACCAAUUCUUGCUUCUCGAUGUUCUACAGAUUCACCGACUCUAUAGUUUGGUCAGGAUUACUGUGCUAGUCCGAAGUAUGACAGUGUUACAGAAAUCAGAAUAUAAUUGCUGAAAUGCACAAAAAUAGGCUGUGAUUGCUUACACUACAGCUUUGGUUCCUCAUUCCCAUAUUCAGUAUAGGCUUUCUCUGUGGGAACUUCAUUGAUGCUGUGUAAAAUUCUGACAUGAGAACAGAAGUAUUGGUGCAAGUAACAGUUAAGCUGUGUGUUAAAUACGUUCCACAUAUUCUUGCAGGAGAACUUGAUGAGAACUUUGAUUGAGAAACAAGAUGUUAACACAUUGCAGACAAAAAGGUUUCCCUGGAAUUGAUCUACAAGCAACCUGAUGGGAGUUUUUCCCCUUUAAAGGAGCAGGAUGAGACGCUGGCAUGACCCCACAAACCUCGAUGUGGGUGGGCCCCCUGAAUAUGGGGAUGUCAGCAAGCCUACACCUGUGCUUAGUUGUCGUUAACCUCUUUCAUCCAGCUUUGUGUUCCCUUUUCUAGUUUUGUUUUCGAUCGGGAAGAGAAAGUCAUGAGGAAUUCCCUCACUUGCCUGAAACAGAAAAUAUUUGUCAUGUCUGUGAAAUGGAACUCUCUCUGAAACAGUCCAAUCACAUUCAAUAUCUUACACAGUGUGUAUUCAAAGACUUAGCCCCAUGUCCACUUGCCCCUACCAGCAGUCUGUGAGUGCAGGCAUGGCACUGAUUCAUUGUGUGCAGCAGGCUAGGGAGUUAAAUGAUCUGAUGAAAGAAGAGAUUUAAAAAGAAAGAGAAAAGGGGGAAAAGGAGAAAAAGAAAAAAAGAAAGAAUGAAAUGUGGAGGGGACAGAGCAACAUGGUGGUAAAGGGACAGAGGACAAACAAGUACUGAAGUUCAAGCAGAGCCCAGGAUGGAUUAUAUUGCCAAGAGGUUGGCAGAAAUGCUUCAAGCUCCACUCAAAAAAACCUAUCUGAGUUUAGAGGGCUCUGAACCUGAAGCUGUAAUCAAGCUAAUGGUCACUGGCUUCAGCACUGUGGGAAGUGUGCUGUAAUCAGUGCUGUCCUACCUGAGCUUCCACGCCUUCAUUUGGUAUUUCAGUAUCUCCAAAUUAUUCUCUGUGACUGAUGCUGUUUCACAGCUCUUUGUGUAAAAGAAACCUGAUACAGUCAGCCAGGCCUGUGGGCAAGCCCUGCUUCCCCUGAUCAGCUUUGAAACCAGCUGCCCUUCCUGUGCAGAUGUGAUCAGUGGCGUGCAAGACAGACGGGCCUUUAUUACCAACGUGGAAACUUUCCUCCUCUUUCUAUUAGGGGUUUUCAACAGAUUGGUGUCUCCGAGGGCUGUCCCAAGACAGAAACAAUAUUGGUGUACGUUCCUGCCCUACAUUUAAGUCUUGAAUCCUUGUAAUGGACUUAAUGUUGAAAUAUUUCACAUCACAUUCUGGUAAGCUGUUAAGCUGUUCACAGGAAAAACUUCCAAGCAGGUGGAUGAGUUGAGAAUAAGAAAAGGCAUUUAUUGAAAUCUGCAUAUUGGUAGAUUUGCCACUACAUGGGAUAUAAAGGAUGGAUUUCUCCUCUCUUUCCUCUCUGGAAAAAGCUGUUCCUCCAUUAUCUCAAGUGGAUUAGAGCAGCCCGAGGGCCUCUUGGUAAGAGGAAGAAGCAGUCAGUGGACAGAAACAGACACAGCACGUAUUGGUGGAGCCCAGCUACCAGAGGUGACUUUCUCUGGUCGGGCUGCACGGAACGAUGGCCAGAAGGACAGCGCUCGAAGCAAUGCGAGAAAGCAAAAGCAGCGCCGGGAGCCCUGGCAAAGAGCUUCCAAACCCUACAGGAAGCCUCACUGCAAUAAAAAAUGAUCAUUUUCGUCUGCGGCUGCCCGACGCCCCGCAGCCACCGCGGCCCCGCGCACCCAGCGGCCCUCCCUUGCCAGAAGCCGCGCCGUCCGCACGGACAGCCGCAGGCCCCCGCGCUGCGGCAGCCCUCAGACCGCGGCGCCGGGCCCGGGCUCAGCUCGGGGCCGGUAUCGGCAGCGGCGGGGCCCGGCCUGCGCGUCAGGUGACGCGGGUCGCGGCGCCGCGCUCUCCGCCCAGCGGCGAGCGGGGGAAGGGAGCGGCGGCGGCGGCGGCGCGGAGCCGUGUGGCGGCGGCGCGGCACCUGGGCUCCCCCCGAGGCCGCCGGCAGGCAGAGGGGCCCUCGCAGCCCCUCGCAGCCCCGGCGGGGAGCGCGGCCGGCAUGAGCCAGGUGCCGAGGAAGCUGCCCCAGGAGGAGGGGGACGAGGAGGAGGAAGAGGAGGAGGAGAUCGUGGGCUUGGCGGGCUACGCCGACGGGGCCGAGUCCUUCUCGGACGGGGACGCGGAGAGCGGCGGCGAUGAGGCGUUUUUGGAUUUCAAUGAUCCCUUCAGUACUGAAGUUAAGCCACGAAUCCUGCUCAUGGGUUUGAGAAGAAGUGGGAAGUCUUCCAUUCAGAAAGUUGUCUUUCACAAAAUGUCACCAAAUGAGACCCUCUUCUUGGAGAGCACAAACAAAAUCUGCAGAGAGGAUGUAUCCAACAGCUCCUUUGUCAACUUUCAGAUAUGGGAUUUUCCUGGGCAGAUUGACUUCUUUGACCCUACAUUUGACUAUGAGAUGAUUUUCAGAGGCACUGGAGCACUAAUAUUUGUUAUUGACUCUCAGGAUGAUUAUAUGGAAGCAUUAGCUCGGCUGCAUCUUACUGUGACCAGAGCAUAUAAAGUGAAUCCAGACAUCAACUUUGAAAUCUUUAUCCAUAAAGUGGAUGGCUUAUCUGAUGAUCACAAGAUUGAAACACAAAGAGAUAUUCACCAGAGGGCAAAUGAUGACCUUGCAGAUGCUGGAUUGGAGAAGAUUCAUCUCAGCUUUUAUCUGACAAGCAUAUAUGAUCAUUCUAUAUUUGAAGCGUUUAGCAAAGUGGUACAGAAACUGAUUCCACAGCUUCCAACACUGGAAAAUCUGCUUAACAUCUUUAUUUCAAAUUCUGGGAUUGAAAAAGCAUUUUUAUUUGAUGUAGUAAGUAAGAUCUAUAUUGCAACGGACAGCACUCCAGUGGAUAUGCAAACUUAUGAGCUCUGCUGUGAUAUGAUAGAUGUUGUGAUUGACAUUUCUUGUAUAUAUGGGCUUAAAGAUGAUGGCACUGGAACUCCAUAUGACAAAGAAUCAAUGGCAAUCAUAAAACUGAACAAUACAACUGUUCUUUAUUUAAAAGAAGUAACAAAAUUCCUUGCUCUUGUUUGCUUUGUGAGAGAAGAAAGCUUUGAGAGAAAAGGAUUAAUAGACUACAAUUUCCAUUGUUUUCGAAAAGCCAUACAAGAAGUAUUUGAAGUAAGAAUGAAAGUAGUAAGAUCUCGAAAACAUCAAAGUCAUGUGCAAAAAAAUAAGAGACCCACUCCUAAUGGGACACCAAGAAUGCCACUGUAACUGAGGUUUUCUGGCACUGUGGCGAGCUAAGAUUUCAUGAAGUUGAUGUGACUUCUGCAUCUCAUUGCACUGAGUGAAGAGGAAAACCAAUGGGACUGAUGUAUUAUAUGAAUUUUCCCUGAACGUUCAGAAAGCACUGUUUAAAUAUUUUUAUCCAAUCAGUUUUUUUAAUAUAGUGAGCACUUUGAGCAAAAUGUUGUAUAUAUAAGCAUUGAGGUGAACACUUGUAAGAAUUUUCUUAAUAUAUGCUGUAAACCUUUUUCAUGCCAUAUUAAGAAAAAAAACAGCUGUGACAGAAAUACUGGGUACAUAAUUUGCACUUUUUCAUGUUUUCCUUGUGGAGUUGGACUUUGAUAAACUUAGUUUUUAUGGUGAUUUUGAUGCAUGGCGUCAGGUAAAAUGUAUGCUGUAUUUUAUUUACCUGCUACAAUCAAAUUGGCUAGUAAACAAUUAAGAAAACUUGGUACAAUGCCUUUUAAAAUUUGUUACAGCUAAUACCUAACAUUCAUACUGAUCUAAUUUCAUAUAUUUUUCAAUUUGUAAUCUGAAAAGUAAUUUUGAAGUAUUACAGCAAUAAGAACCUUACCAGCAAUCAUAACUGGUAGGUAAAUAUUCAUAACUGGUAGGUAAAUAUUAGCUUUUAUAAAACAGGCUUUUGGCCAAAUUUCAUCUGGAGUUCUUCAUAACACUGGUAAUGCCCUCUGGGUCUACUUUUAUCAUUUACCUCAGCAUAUACCACUAAAAUACCUUUCUAUAAAGACAAUUGUUUUGUAAAAUGGCUCUAUGUUGCACUGGUAUUUUUAUAAGGUUUUGGAGGAGGGUGGUUUAUCCAAAAGGUUGAAUUUAUGCUGCUAAAUUUGUUUUGAUAGCCUGCACAGUUGUGGUUGUUGCAGUGAAGAAUCUGUGCGUUUCUACCCUGCCAUUCAGGUGUACUGAUGGAAGUCCUAAAGAUGCGAGCACUAACUUUUGAUUCCUUCUUCUUAUGGGUACAUCUGCAAUUGAAAUCAAAAUGAGUACUGGAGAAAUCAACCUGUUACAGUAAUCAGAAUAUCUUGCUGCUUUUAAUAUAUAGAAAUGAGCAAUUUGUCAAAGGAUCCGCCAGGCCAUCCGAGUACUCUCAAACUUUAAAAAUAAGUAAAACUUUCUGAAUUCUGUA